Bactrocera neohumeralis is the source of this 759-nucleotide messenger RNA. RefSeq lists its product as uncharacterized. NCBI's taxonomy places the organism in Eukaryota, Metazoa, Arthropoda, Insecta, Diptera, Tephritidae. The transcript has 3 exons. Bases 16 to 567 code for a protein of 183 amino acids. The record is from RefSeq and is a predicted model, not a curated record.
CCCCAACUUUUUGAAAUGAGGAUAUCAAGGAAGUUUUGUUGGCUCUGCUUAAUAACACUGGUGAUUUCAAGCUGUUUAGUAGAUGCUUUUACAAAAUUAACCAACAUCGACUGCAAAGCGUUCGACAAACCUUUCGCCGAUUUCAAGAGUUGUCGCCUGCAUGUGCCGAAACGAGGAGAGAUCGCAUUAUCCUUGCAUGUCCGGCUCUUCCAGAUACCAGUUAAUAAUGUCAGUGUAAACCUUGCAUUUUUCAAGAAAGCCAGUGGUUAUCGCCCCUUUUUGUACAAUGUUAGCGUCGAUUUUUGUAGUUUUAUGGCGAACAAGAAACGUUUUCCUUUUCUAAAUAUUUUCCAUGGCGUUCUUAAGAAGGACUCUAACAUUAACCACACCUGCCCCUACAACCAUGACAUAAUCGUUAAAAAUCUAGUUUUGCGGGACGAAAUGUUCGGACGAUUGCCGGUGCCAGCGGGAGAGUAUUUGUUUAAGUUAAUGGUGGGCGCCUACAACGAAUGGAAAGCUGAUGUGAAGGCCUACUUCACCAUAAAACUCAAUAAAGAGGAGCGUUAAAGUGGCGUCCACUUAAUUCCGAUUUGAUAAAAUAGAUAAAUUGCUAUGUGACGAAGUAGUAAAUGAAGAAUGAUGGCUGAUCCAGAAGUAACAUUUGGAUUACUAGCUAGAUGCAGAGGACUGCAUAAAAAUAUAACUGCUGUAAUUCGAACCAAUAGAUUUGUAAAACGCCUUCUGACCGAUAAAAAUUUA